Arctia plantaginis is the source of this 498-nucleotide messenger RNA. NCBI's taxonomy places the organism in Eukaryota, Metazoa, Arthropoda, Insecta, Lepidoptera, Erebidae. The record is from the annotation of a GenBank genome assembly.
AUGUCGGCCGAUGGGUCGACUACGGACAUCAAUGCCCUUCUCAAUGAUACAGAAUCAGAUCUCACGAGCCUAUCACAUGUUGAUGCCCCAAAUGAUGCGAAUUACAUGAUAUGUGGUGUCGUGAUCGCUAUGGCGCUCGUUGGACUGAUAAUAGUACUGUUGGCUCUCACAAUAAACAAGCUGCGAAAGCGGGAGGAACACUCUGCUUCAGUACAUCCAGCUGAAGUUCUUCAGGCUCCACCUGCACCCCAGCCAGAGCUUGCCUUCCGCCAACAGCCACUGUGGCAGUUCCCGCCGCCGCUGCCUCCGCCUUACGUCUAUCCUCACGAUCAGGACAAUUUGAUGCAGCCGCAUGGCAACGAGCGUGCAAGUUUUCGCAGUCUUCGUAAAAACAUCGGUGGUCGUUGGAAGCGACUGGUCAAUAAAAAACCUGAACAGGAAGUCUAUACGAUCCCGCCCGAGCUCAAGCCCCAGCUCAAACAGAUCUACGUGUACUAA